AUGAGCUGCGGGAUCUCCCAGGUUCCUCGGACCAAGCCACGCCCCUUAGCGACUGUUGCUAGGGCAGGACGGUGGGGGCGGGGCCGCAGCCAGGCUGGUGGGGGCUCCCGAGUUACGCUCAGCACGUGCGUGGGCGUCCCUCCGCCCCGAGGGAAGCCCUGGCGCGCACGGGAACGUGUAAAACCCCAGCCUAGGCGGCAAGCGGGGAGACUCGCUCCCGCCCUACCCAGAUCCCUGAGGCGGGCCCUGCGGGGUUGGCCCCCACCAGCCAGUGUGGCCCACGCCUCGACAAAAGGAAACGCCGUGGGAAAGGACCCUCUGAGCUCGAGGGGUUGCGGACUCUGGCACCCGCAGCGGGGCCCCGAGGGUCCGCCCGCCGCCGCCUGUCUGCCUGUCCUUCGCGCCCCCUCGAAGGGCGCGACUCGGGUUGGGGAGUCGCCAAGGCGCCCUGCCGGGUGGCCAGGAGCGGCCCCGCGGGCCGAACCUGCAGUGGGUGAGAUCCGGGACUGCAUGGGUGAGAUCUGGGCCGUGCGUACUGCACCGCUCUUCCUUGCGAGGACCGGACCCGGGCGACCCCACCCAGUACACAGCCGGCCACCGAUCCCCGCGUAGGGUCUCUAUCUCCCCACGAGUCUCGCCUGUUCCGUGGAGGGUCUGGGUCCUUCCGGGAGAAGCUGUUGCCCCCGGACCUGCUACCCGGCAGCCCUCGCUCCCUUGGGCCCGGCCAAGUCCAGCCGAACCCAUUCCCCUAGGCCGCAGCCCCCGAAAGCCAAGCGGGCGGACACCGCCCUCCGCAACACUCCCGGAAGCCCUGCCCAGCCGUGGCCCCUGACGGGCGGGUC
Molecule: messenger RNA, 842 nt
Organism: Manis pentadactyla (Chinese pangolin)
Lineage: Eukaryota; Metazoa; Chordata; Mammalia; Pholidota; Manidae
Exons: 2
Coding region: 1-612 (203 amino acids)
Source: RefSeq, a predicted model, not a curated record